CGCUUGUUUCCGAUGACAGAUUGCCCAACCCAGGAAGGGUGCGAGGAGAGGGACGAGGAGAGGCUUGUGCUUUUAACGUAUUACACAGCAAACGGCUUAAGGGUAGCGCGACACUUCCAUGUGAGACGGGGAAAACCACAAAGAUGACCGCUGGCUCCCGUGAAAUGGACGUUAAAUACUGAUUCAGCUCUCAGGAUAAUAUUUUCGAAGAUAAAUUUUGCUACAAAAGUUUAAUAAAUAAUAAUAAAACAAAAUGGAUUCAGACAUGUCGAUGCACGCAAGCUACGCCUUUAAACACACCUGCUGGGGAAUCCUGUUGCUUUUCCUGGCUGGAGGUGUCGCUGACUGCUCUGUGGUUGUCACAGUGUCUGGUCCCCAUGUGGCUAAGGUUGGCAGCAAUGUGACUCUGAAUGUGUUCAUUACUGGUGCUACCAGGCCCACCAUAGUGUGGGCGAUGGGAGACAUCCCUGUUGUGACCUGGACGCUGGGCUCCAGCUCUCCCCCUGACAUCUUGGACCCUGGCGGAGUGCUGAGCAUCGAGAGGGAUGGGUCUCUGUCCUUCCACAACGUGCUGCUCAACUACAGCGCCACGUACACCAUCCGCGUGGUGGAGCUCGGCGUGGGAUCCAACACCUCCACCUUCACGCUCCGAGUGUUCGAUGACAUCAGGAACGUAUCUGUGAGCACAGAGCCAGUGAAAGCUGUAGAGGGCGCCAGCACACUCACCCUGACCUACAGCAGCUUGCAGGGAGAGGCCACUGAGGUGAAGUGGUUCUUUAACGGCGCGGAGAUCAAAAACGGUGCCCAUUACGUCAUCAGCGGUAACAGACUGAUGAUCAGGGGACCCACCCGAAAUGACACCGGCCGAUACACCUUGGUCCUGAAGAACCCUUUCAGCUCUGAGACCGUUCACAAGAACAUCAGCGUGCACUAUGGCCCGGAACGGCCAGUUCUGGAGGUCCACCCACCAAAGGCCUUCUUUGUGUCCGGAGACUCUGUCAUGCUCUCCUGCCAUGCUGAUGGAGACCCUUCUCCCAUUGCAUCAUGGGUGUUCGGAGGUCUGACCCUUCCUGCUCAAGCCGGAAUGCUUAACCUUACCAGCAUCCAGAGCAGCCAGUCCGGUGUGUACAUUUGCGUCAUGCUCAAUAAUGAGACAGGAGACCAGCUGGAGAAGAGCGUCACCAUCCAGGUCUAUGAGCGUCCCUCUGGCGACCCCAUGUGUUCGGUUACGGGAGUGAAUGGAAACCAAGACCUGCAGUACCGCUGCCAGUGGGCAGGGGGCACCCCUGAGGCACAGCUCUCUUUCCCAGUUUUGAAUGCCACCAGCAGUGGGAGUGGGGACUUCAAUCUGACCAGGAAACCGUCUCAAGAUCUGAACGGGAAAGAGGUGACAUGCGUCGCCAGCCACCCCUUUCUCCAGAGAAACUGCAGUGUAACCGCCCGUGGCCCUGCGGACUUCCAGCCGUUGGUCUCCUCCAUGGUGGACGCAGACAAGAAGCUGGUGAUCACCAUCGCCUGUGCCAGCACAUCGUUGCCUGUGGCAACAGUCACUUGGUCAAAAGGCAACCAGAUCCUGACCAGUGGGGGGCGCUAUCAGAUCAGCAGCAACACCACUCUGCUCUUCAUCCUUGACUUCCACCUUAACAGCACAGAACUCGGCACCUAUACCUGCAACGCUGUCAACAUACUCGGCAACCAGACGAAUGACGUCUCCGUGCUGGGUCCCACUGUGUCUGACCUCGGCCUCUUCCCUAACCAGGAGGGCACAAUGGUGACGCUGACCUGGGAGACCCCUCGCACCUCCGUCAUCACAGGUUUCGAGGUUCAGAUGAUGGGUCCGAGCCUGCUGCCCAGCCCUGGCGGCAGGCAGCGGAGGAAACGGGCGACUAACGAGUUCGGCACAAUUCAGGAGAAGCCCAGCUCGGCUCGCAGCACUAACAUCUCGGGGCUCGACCCAAAAGCCACGUACAGGUUCCGGGUCAUUCCCACUGCCGGUGCCACCAGAGGACAGCCAUCGAAGGAGCUCCGCGCCGGCCCGGGCGGGGGUCUCAGUGGCCCCGCCAUCGCUGGCAUCGCAGCUGGGAUCCCCUGCGGCAUCCUCCUCAUCCUCAUCAUCAUCGCCCUCAUCAUCCUCUGCGUGGUGUGGAGGCGCAAACGUCGGCAGACGAGGUACCCUGUGUCCAGGGCGGUGGAGAAGGUGGUGGCGACCCAGCCCAACCUGAACACCCCACACACCCUGCUGACCGGAGGCCUGAAGACCUCAGCAGGACCACCUGACUACAGCGUGCACCUGGCGUCAGAGAGAUCCAGCACACUGCCGUCUGUGGUAUCACCUCCGCCUGUCCGAAUGGCCACCACAGUUUGAAACAAUGCUUUGAUGCUCUGAAGCAUCAGAAUAUCACCUUCAUUUUAGUUAUUACAAUGUUUCCUCAUUUAUUUUUCUUGUUAACUUUGCUUUUUUCUUAGAAAGCAGGUUUUAAAAUAAGUUCAUGUCAGUUUUUUUUUAAAUUUCACCAUGCAGAUUCCAGAUUCUAAAACUGAGAUCCUUAAAGGUUUGAAGCAUAAAUCUCAGGAAAAACUACAAUGUGCUAAUAAUUGGGCCAUAUGACACCUUUUCACAAAUGGAAUGCUAUGACCACAGUGCUGGGCGAAGCCGCCCACGUUAUUACGCAUGCAAACACAGGUGGGAUGAUCAUGAGGUAUUUGUAACGGAACACACCUUUAUGAAUCUGCCUUUGUGAAUGUAUGAAUGGUUUCCAAUGUUUUUAACGAGCGCUUUUCCACUAUUGGCACUAUUAUGUCUUGUAGAUACUGUAUAUUUAUUUUUAAUGAAUGUGACCAAAUAAUAAAAAA
This is a messenger RNA of Megalops cyprinoides (Indo-Pacific tarpon), 2853 nucleotides long. It is a transcript of the gene vsig10l, whose product is annotated as V-set and immunoglobulin domain containing 10 like. The transcript has 12 exons. Gene Ontology annotation, cellular component: adherens junction. Gene Ontology annotation, molecular function: protein binding. The coding region runs from base 254 to 2365 and encodes 703 amino acids. Gene Ontology annotation, biological process: heterophilic cell-cell adhesion; homophilic cell-cell adhesion. Lineage: Eukaryota; Metazoa; Chordata; Actinopteri; Elopiformes; Megalopidae. The record is from RefSeq and is a predicted model, not a curated record.